This is a messenger RNA of Lutra lutra (Eurasian river otter), 6494 nucleotides long. It is a transcript of the gene WDR17, whose product is annotated as WD repeat domain 17. Gene Ontology annotation, molecular function: protein binding. The coding region runs from base 239 to 4162 and encodes 1307 amino acids. Lineage: Eukaryota; Metazoa; Chordata; Mammalia; Carnivora; Mustelidae. The record is from RefSeq and is a predicted model, not a curated record. The transcript is spliced from 31 exons.
GCUUGGUACAGCGCGAGGAGCCGCUUCCCGGCCCCACGGAACCCGCGGUCCCGCCGCCCCGCCCCAGGAGUCCGAGGCACGCCGCGGGGGAGGCUGGGGAGCGCUCGGGCCGGCACGCUCCGCCGCCGCGCCCGCUUCAACACCUCCAGCUGUUCGCAGCUGCGGUCGCCGCCUUCUCCAGGUGCUGACUAUUCUGAUGCCGACUUUCCAAUUGCCUUGAUUAAAGUAGAAACGUUCUAUGGCUUGGAUGACUUACAUUUCAAAUUGGUUUGAGCAAGAUGAUUGGUAUGAAGGACUACAAAGAGCAAACAUGUCCCAGGUCAGGCAGGUGGGACUGCUGGCUGCGGGAUGUCAGCCGUGGAACAAGGACGUGUGUGCUGCCAGUGGAGACAGGUUUGCGUACUGUGCCACUCUGGCCAUCUAUAUUUACCAGUUGGAUCACCGUUAUAAUGAAUUCAAACUUCACGCAAUUAUGUCUGAACAUAAAAAAACAAUCACAGCUCUCUCUUGGUGUCCACAUAACCCUGAUGUGUUUGCAAGCGGCGGUACCGAUAAUUUAGUCAUCAUUUGGAAUGUUGCAGAACAAAAAGUCAUUGCUAAGCUCGACAGUACAAAAGGGACGCCUGCCUCUCUCAGCUGGUGCUGGAACGCAGGUGAUGCCGUGGCCUUUGUUUCCCACAGAGGCCCACUGUUCAUCUGGACCAUCUCAGGCCCAGAGAGUGGAGUGACUGUACACAAGGAAGCUCACAGCUUCUUGUCUGAUGUCUGUGUAUUCAGAUGGCAUACCCAGAAAAAGGGAAAGAUUGUAUUUGGUCAUAUUGAUGGAAGCCUAUCAAUUUUUCAACCAGGUAAUAAAAGUCAGAAACAUGUUCUGAGACCUGAAUCUCUUGAAGGGACAGACGAAGAGGACCCAGUGACAGCUGUGGAAUGGGACCCACUGUCUACCGAUUAUCUCCUUGUGGCUAAUUUGCAUUUUGGAAUUCGCCUGCUAGAUUCGGAAUCACUUUAUUGCAUAACAACAUUUAAUUUUCCCAGUGCAGCAGCUUCUGUGCAGUGCUUGGCCUGGGUUCCCAGUGCUCCUGGGAUGUUUGUAACUGGGGAUUCUCAAGUGGGUGUUUUGCGCAUUUGGAAUGUUGCAAGAACAACACCUAUUGAUAAUUUUAAAUUAAAGAGAACAGGGUUUCACUGCUUACAUGUGCUUAAUUCUCCUCCACGAAAAAAAUUUUUAGCCCAGCCUCCAACUAAAAAUCAUUAUAUGUCCUCGACAAGUGAAGCAGUUCCACAACCGACUUUGACACAGAAUCAGGCAUUUUCUCUUCCUCCUGGGCAUGCAGUGUGCUGUUUCUUGGAUGGUGGAGUUGGACUUUAUGACUUGGGAGCCAAGAAAUGGGAUUUCCUUAGGGACUUGGGACAUGUGGAAACGAUCUUUGACUGCAAAUUCAAACCUGAUGAUCCCAAUCUUCUAGCAACAGCUUCUUUUGAUGGCACUAUAAAAGUCUGGGACAUAAAUACAUUAACAGCUGUGUACACCUCCCCGGGUAAUGAGGGGGUUAUUUACUCCCUAUCCUGGGCCCCAGGUGACUUAAAUUGUAUUGCUGGAGCAACUUCCCGAAAUGGUGCCUUUAUUUGGGAUGUUAGAAAGGGCAAAAUGGUGCAACGAUUUAAUGAGCAUGGAAAAAAUGGAAUAUUCUGUGUUGCCUGGAGUCAUAAAGAUUCCAAAAGAAUAGCUACCUGCAGUGGGGAUGGCUUCUGUAUUAUUCGAACAAUUGAUGGUAAAGUGCUACACAAAUACAAACAUCCAGCUGCGGUGUUUGGUUGUGAUUGGAGCCAGAACAACAAAGACAUGAUAGCCACUGGCUGUGAAGAUAAAAAUGUGCGUGUCUAUUAUGUGGCCACCAGCUCUGAUCAACCACUAAAAGUAUUUAGUGGACAUACUGCAAAAGUGUUCCAUGUUAAAUGGUCUCCUCUGAGCGAGGGAAUUCUUUGUAGUGGUUCUGAUGAUGGUUCUGUUCGAAUCUGGGAUUAUACUCAAGAUGCGUGCAUAAACAUUCUUAGAGGCCACACUGCACCUGUGAGGGGUUUAAUGUGGAAUACUGAGAUUCCGUAUCUCCUCAUAUCUGGCAGCUGGGACUACACUAUAAAAGUAUGGGACACCCGAGAAGGAACCUGUUUGGAUACUGUUUAUGAUCAUGGUGCAGAUGUAUAUGGUUUAACAUGUCAUCCCAGCCGCCCCUUCACUAUGGCCUCUUGCUCCCGUGAUUCUACAGUGAGACUCUGGUCAUUAACACCUUUAAUCACUCCUUUACUAAUAAAUAUUCUGGCAGACAGAUCUUGGGAAGAAAUUAUCGGGAACACCGAUCAUGCUAUAGAACAAGGCAGUCCUCCUCUACUGUGUGGUAAAGUGUCAAGAGAUAUUAAACACGAAAUAGAGAAACUAACUGGUAAUCCUCGAGCAAAAAAACUAAGAUGGUUUUCAGAAUGUUUAUCACCUCCAGGUGGCAGUGACAAUUUGUGGAAUUUAGUGGCUGUGAUCAGAGGACAGGACGAUAGCCUGCUUCCUCAGAACUACUGUAAAGGAAUAAUGCAUUUGAAACAUCUGAUUAAGUUUCGAAUGUCUGAAGCACAAGAAUUGACAACAGUCAAGAUGUCUAAAUUUGGUGCUGGCAUUGGGGUCCCCACUAAAGAGGAAAGGCUGAAGGAAGCUGCUGACAUACAUUUGAGAUUAGGACAAAUUCAGAGAUACUGUGAACUGAUGGUUGAACUUGGAGAGUGGGACAAAGCCUUGUCCGUCGCCCCAGGGGUGUCUGUAAAAUACUGGAAGAAGUUAAUGCAGAGGAGAGCGGAUCAGUUAAUCCAGGAAGACAAGGAUGAUGUCAUUCCUUACUGCAUCGCCAUUGGUGAUGUGAAAAAAUUAGUUGACUUUUUUAUGUCCAGAGGUCAGCUUAAAGAAGCUCUGCUUGUUGCACAGGCUGCUUGUGAGGGAAACAUGCAGACCUUACAUGUUUCUACACCGAAAGGAUCUUCAUCUUCCGAUGAUAUCUACAAGGAGGACUUUAAUGAACUCCUGCACAAAGUCAGUGAAGAACUAGCGGAGUGGUAUUUUCGGGAUGGGCGGGCCGUGCUAGCCGCGUGCUGCCAGCUAGCUGUAGAUAACACCGAGCGUGCUAUGGCGUACCUGAUCCGUGGGAAUGAGCUGGAACUGGCCGUGUGUGUGGGCACUGCGCUGGGGGAGGCCGCGGCCCCUGGCACCCACUACGCCCUGGAGUUGUUGGCAAGAAAAUGCAUGAUGAUUCCCACAUGGAAUCUGGCGGCCGAUCUGCUGCUGAUGACUCCUGACAAUGAGCUACAGCUGGUCAAACUGUGUGCCUUCUGCCCAGGCUGCACUGAAGAGCUGAACGAUCUUCGUGAGAAGUGCAAGCUACCCACGGUAGAGGAAUGUAUGCAGUUAGCGGAGACAGCCCAUGCAGAUGGUAAUAUAUUUGAAACUGUGAAAUACUACUUGUUAAGUCAGGAACCUGAAAAAGCCCUUCCUAUUGGUAUUGAUUUCAUUAAAGAAUACAUCACUAGUUCAAAUUGGACAUUGGAUACCAUUUAUCCUGUUCUUGACCUGCUGAGUUAUAUUCGUACUGAAAAAUUAGUCUUGCAUACGUGUACUAAAGCUCGAAAUGAAUUGCUUAUAUUGUGUGGUUAUAUUGGGGCACUAUUGGCUAUCAGAAGACAGUACCAAAGCAUCGUUCCAGCACUUUAUGAAUACACAAGUCAGCUGUUAAAGUGUCGGGCGGUGUCAGUGCCUUUAAAAAUUGAGCACCUUUCGGAGGAGUUGGAUGCGUGGAGAGCUUGCACACAGUCCAUCAGCCGAUCAUCGGAAGAGUCUGCCUAUACACCCCCUUCUGAUUCACAAAAAAUGGUUUAUGCAACUUUACUAAAGAGACUAGAACAAGAACCACUCAGAGGAAUUGUUGGACCAGAUUACGUGACUGGAUCAAAUCUGCCCAGUCAUUCUGAUAUCCACAUCUCUUGUCUUACGGGAUUAAAAAUCCAGGGCCCUGUAUAUUUCCUUGAAGAUGGGAAAUCCACUAUCUCACUGAAUGACGCUUUGAUGUGGGCAAAGGUGAACCCAUUCUCACCAUUAGGGACUGGAAUACGACUCAACCCAUUUUGACAGAAAGAUUAAGAAGCCUAUAUUUUGUGCUUUAACUGCUUUAAAAGAUCCACUGACUGUAAGUUAUACAUAUAUAAAUGAUUGUUUCCUUCUUCAUUUUAAAUGAAUGCAGGAAAAUAUUUUAUGUAUAAACUAUGAAAAAUUCAUAUAACUCUUUAGCACAUGAAGACAAUAGAGGAGUAACCCAAUUUGUGUCUAAAAUCUAAAUUGGAUUGAUUCAAGUACAAAUCUGUUAUUCUGACUUCUACAGUGUUCUAUACCUUAUUACCAGUUAUAACUAUGAAUUCCUCAUGGAACUGUGUCAUUUGACCAUGUCAGUUUGCAUCUCUUGUGCCUUAAUAUGAAAAACAAAGCAAUUUUUUAAAUUUAUAGAAGGUUUUCUAUUGUUAAAUUUCAUAUGUAUGAAACCCAAAUAAUAUGAACUUAUUUUACUACUAAGAAAAUGUCUAUAUUACUGAUGUGUACAAAUUAUUUUCCAAGUUUAAUUAUGCUUUUAUGAAAGAAGUCUCAUUAGACAAUGGUUUUAAUAGCAUUGGAAAAAUAUUUUGCCUAUAAGAAUUACCAGAUGGUUAACACAGUUGCGACAUCAAAAUGAGUUAUAUCUUGUGAAAAUAUGAUUUUCAUGUCAAUCAAAAUUUAUAUAUAUUUAUUGUCUAUAUUUCCAUGAAAUCAUCCAGAGGUGUUCAGGAACAUCAUCACAGUAAAGCAAUGACUUUUAUUUUGUUGUCCUUAUAAUAGGAAGAUUGACACUUUUUCAGUCUUAAGUCAAGAGGCAUUCUGAAUAUAGUAAAGCCUCACCAAUUGUUUAUAAAACUUAGGGUUUCUUAUUUAGUGUAGCAGUAAUACAGAAGAUAUCUUCAUUGUCAGCUCUUACUAAGUUUUUAUUGUGCCAUAUCUCUGAAACAUUUAUUCCUAAAGUAACUGAUGAAAGUACUUUUAUGCUAAAUUUAAAUACCAUAGGAUUGUGCUUAAUGUGGCCUGUAGUUAUCUAGAUUUUUAUGUAUAUAGGUAUGAAUGUAUUUCAGGUCCCCUGAAUUUCAAUAAAUGCCGCAUUAAAACCAGACAUGACAGAGUUAACUGCUAAGAUGAGCAUCAGUAUUGUCCUCCAAACCACCACCGAGAGAACACUGUUUCUCCAUAAAGGCCGGGUCUGAGUCAUCAGAGAUGUGAAGGGCUUGAGCUACCAAGUGACUACCUUACUUGGAAACCUAAAAAAUCACUUUGGACUGUCAGGAGGAGGAUUCCCCAGGAAAAACUGACACAAUAAACCCUAAACUAAUGAAUACUAACAGCGUAUCCAGAGCCUUCCGUUCGUGAUAAGUGUUCUGUGGAUUGGAAACUCUCCUAGAGGAGGCGCUCUAGCUCCUAGAAAAGCUCCUUGCUUCCUUCUGCCACAGAUCGCUGGUGAAGCAAAUGGCCUUCCUCAGAUCCGCCUGUAGUGUUGGCCUCUCAAUACAACUCCUCUUCAGGAAGCUCUUGAAGCUGCCGAUGCCUGCUACCUUCAUGUUCUUACGCACUCUGAAGUGAAACUUGUAAGACAAGCUCAUCUUUUCCACAGCUCUCCAAAGGCCCCGCAGGAGUCCUGGGAACUUACCAUAGUCAGGCCAUGAGUGAUUAGCUUUUUCAGGAGAUUGAACAUAUGGUCGAGAGAAGAAAAAAGAAACUUUUAAAAUGACUGUUUAUCCAAAUCUAAUCCUUCUCUCUGGAUCUUUUCCCCUGCCAAGGUUCAGAAGACUUGUUCCUAUAACCCUUUUCUAAGGAACUAUAUUUUAUGGGUUGAAAGUUAUUCUCAUAAUCUUCUACUUUAGAUUUGUCCCAUUAGAACGCAAGGUUCACAGAUAAAUAACCUAUAGCUGGUAAGAUAGGCAUUUAAACUAUACCCUUUACCUCAGAUAAAACUGGAUUCUAAACACACUCCCAAGAAGUAAUCCUAUUUCAUUGGGGGUCUCUUUACUUUCUUUUACUAAAUAUUACCUGCCCCAAAAUGUGAAAUUAAACUGGGAAGUCUCUGGAGAUAGAAAUUCUAAUAAAGCCAAGCCUUCAAAAAUGCAGAACCACUGACAAGAGUUUAGCUGGAAAUUGACAGGCACGUCAUGGGAUUCCGCAUUCGAAAUACUCCUGUGGGUUGGAAGUCGCAAAUGAAACUGUUAAUGAGAUAGCAUAAAGGUAUGAAUAAUUCCCAUUGAAGAAAAAUGUCUGCCUGUGAAUAUAAAAUUGUAAGAAGGUAAGAAAUAUCAUUAUUCUUUUUUUUUUUUAAAGAUUUUUUUUUUUAAAUUUAUUUGUCAGAGAGAGAGGGAGAGAGAGCAAGCACAGGCGGACAGAAUGGCAGGCA